AUGCGCAGAGAAGGAGCAGACGAAACAGUGGGAGUUGGAGGCUCUAAGGAGAGGCUUGCUGCCGCUGUGGAAGCGGCAAAAUCAGGAGUGCGAGGGCUGGACAGGAGUGGGGGGUAUGAGAGGAGUCAGGGGUGUAUGAGGAGUGGGAGAUAUGAGAGGAGUGGGAGAUAUGAGAGGAGUGGGAGAUAUGAGAGGAGUGGGAGAUAUGAGAGGAGUGGGAGAUAUGAGAGGAGUGGGAGAUAUGAGAGGAGUGGGAGAUAUGAGAGGAGUGGGAGAUAUGAGAGGAGUGGGAGAUAUGAGAGGAGUGGGAGAUAUGAGAGGAGUGGGAGAUAUGAGAGGAGUGGGAGAUAUGAGAGGAGUGGGAGAUAUGAGAGGAGUGGGAGAUAUGAGAGGAGUGGGAGAUAUGAGAGGAGUGGGAGAUAUGAGAGGAGUGGGAGAUAUGAGAGGAGUGGGAGAUAUGAGAGGAGUGGGAGAUAUGAGAGGAGUGGGAGAUAUGAGAGGAGUGGGAGAUAUGAGAGGAGUGGGAGAUAUGAGAGGAGUGGGAGAUAUGAGAGGAGUGGGAGAUAUGAGAGGAGUGGGAGAUAUGAGAGGAGUGGGAGAUAUGAGAGGAGUGGGAGAUAUGAGAGGAGUGGGAGAUAUGAGAGGAGUGGGAGAUAUGAGAGGAGUGGGAGAUAUGAGAGGAGUGGGAGAUAUGAGAGGAGUGGGAGAUAUGAGAGGAGUGGGAGAUAUGAGAGGAGUGGGAGAUAUGAGAGGAGUGGGAGAUAUGAGAGGAGUGGGAGAUAUGAGAGGAGUGGGAGAUAUGAGAGGAGUGGGAGAUAUGAGAGGAGUGGGAGAUAUGAGAGGAGUGGGAGAUAUGAGAGGAGUGGGAGAUAUGAGAGGAGUGGGAGAUAUGAGAGGAGUGGGAGAUAUGAGAGGAGUGGGAGAUAUGAGAGGAGUGGGAGAUAUGAGAGGAGUGGGAGAUAUGAGAUGAGUGGGAGAUAUGAGAGGAGUGGGAGAUAUGAGAUGAGUGGGAGAUAUGAGAGGAGUGGGAGAUAUGAGAGGAGUGGGAGAUAUGAGAGGAGUGGGAGAUAUGAGAGGAGUGGGAGAUAUGAGAGGAGUGGGAGAUAUGAGAGGAGUGGGAGAUAUGAGAGGAGUGGGAGAUAUGAGAGGAGUGGGAGAUAUGAGAGGAGUGGGAGAUAUGAGAGGAGUGGGAGAUAUGAGAGGAGUGGGAGAUAUGAGAGGAGUGGGAGAUAUGAGAGGAGUGGGAGAUAUGAGAGGAGUGGGAGAUAUGAGAGGAGUGGGAGAUAUGAGAGGAGUGGGAGAUAUGAGAGGAGUGGGAGAUAUGAGAGGAGUGGGAGAUAUGAGAGGAGUGGGAGAUAUGAGAGGAGUGGGAGAUAUGAGAGGAGUGGGAGAUAUGAGAUGAGUGGGAGAUAUGAGAGGAGUGGGAGAUAUGAGAGGAGUGGGAGAUAUGAGAGGAGUGGGAGAUAUGAGAUGAGUGGGAGAUAUGAGAGGAGUGGGAGAUAUGAGAGGAGUGGGAGAUAUGAGAGGAGUGGGAGAUAUGAGAUGAGUGGGAGAUAUGAGAGGAGUGGGAGAUAUGAGAGGAGUGGGAGAUAUGAGAUGAGUGGGAGAUAUGAGAGGAGUGGGAGAUAUGAGAGGAGUGGGAGAUAUGAGAGGAGUGGGAGAUAUGAGAGGAGUGGGAGAUAUGAGAGGAGUGGGAGAUAUGAGAGGAGUGGGAGAUAUGAGAGGAGUGGGAGAUAUGAGAUGAGUGGGAGAUAUGAGAGGAGUGGGAGAUAUGAGAGGAGUGGGAGAUAUGAGAGGAGUGGGAGAUAUGAGAUGAGUGGGAGAUAUGAGAGGAGUGGAGAUAUGAGAGGAGUGGGAGAUAUGAGAGGAGUGGGAGAUAUGAGAUGA
This is a messenger RNA of Closterium sp. Naga37s-1, 1887 nucleotides long. NCBI's taxonomy places the organism in Eukaryota, Viridiplantae, Streptophyta, Zygnematophyceae, Desmidiales, Closteriaceae. The record is from the annotation of a GenBank genome assembly.